AUACUUUACCGUUACAUUCAGCAGAGAGACAUGCACACCAUCUUCUUAUCUUGACUAAAAUGUUCUAUUUUUUUAAAUCUUGUUUCGUGAAAGUAAACGUCCCCAAACGAAUAUUGUGAGUUAAACUAGAUUAAGCUGUCACGAAGAAGGCGCAACUUGAAUGAAUGGCGACCUCAAUGCUGCUCUUAAAGCUACCACACCGACAAGGGUGCUUUAAACUCUUUAACAUGGAGCCCACCUGGGCCCGGACGCUGACAACAGUGGCCUGUAUCCCAUUUUGAGGCGUUAACUGGAGGUUUAGAGUGUCCUAUUGUCGAUGUUGUCGUCCACUUUGACACAACAACCGUGUUCCACUUCCUAGCCAGGGCUCACAUGGACAUCGUAGCCUAGCCAUGUGCCACUGUGUACACGCUUCUGCCAGCUCACCUCUGAUUGGCCAGGGGGCGGAGAUGUGCGAGCACGAGUCUCGGCCGUCUCUCACUCGGAUUGGCUGACAGCGUGUCGUUGACGUCACACAUUGCAUAAUCCACAACCGUACACAGUGGCUAGGUACACGUGAGUCUGGUUUGACCCAGAUUGUAGUCCUGCUUGGCGUCCUCGGUCCUCCAUGACACAUCCACAUGGCUGUGUUAGGUAAUCACCGACAUAGGUGUGGAGGACAAAAAAAACACCUUUUGCACGACUAUUGCCUAUUUAGGUGUAUUAUGUUUGGGAGGCUUUAAGAGAAUCAAGGCAGAAGCCAGGCUUGUAAUAGGCGGAGUCAUCGCCUACAUCUCCUCAGGCUCCGCCUCCAGCCCGGAGUCCUGUAUGAGUACUAGCCCAAGCGCCGGCGGCGGCAGCUUCCUGUCCACGUCGCCGACCCCGUCCCGCUCCUCGUUGCCGAGCAGGGCGGUGGGCAUGGUGGUGGACAUCGCCCCGCCAACCAAGAGUGGACCCAGAGCCGGAAGUGGCGUUGAGAAAGCGGGCCGCACGUCGGCGUCCGCCAAGAGCAGCAUCACCAAAAUCAACGGCAUGGUGCUGCUGUGUAAGGUGUGCGGCGACGUGGCCUCAGGCUUCCAUUAUGGCGUCCAUGCUUGCGAAGGUUGCAAGGGCUUCUUCCGGAGGAGCAUCCAGCAAAAUAUCCAGUACAAGAAGUGUCUGAAGAUGGAGAACUGCACCAUCAUGAGGAUCAACAGGAACCGCUGCCAGCAGUGCCGCUUCAAGAAGUGUCUGGCUGUCGGGAUGUCCCGAGAUGCUGUCAGAUUCGGGCGCAUUCCAAAGCGGGAGAAGCAGAGGAUGCUGCUGGAGAUGCAGAACGCCAUGAACAACAUGAUGAGCAGCAACAGCCAGCUGCACAACAUGCUGCACGGUCACCAGAGCCCGCAGCUGCCCAGCGACACCAGCCCCUCGCUGUCCUCCUCAUCCUCUUCCUCGUCCUCCCUCUCAUCGGACUCCCCGUCCUGCUCCAACCCCUCCUCCCCGCAGUGCCCCCAGGACGCAGAGUCGGUGGUCUCAAUGGACACCAACUCCAGCUCCGCCUCCUCCUGCUCGUCGGACAGCGGCGAGGACGAGGUGGGUGUGGGCAGGCAGCACCACAAUGCCUUUGAGAGGACCCAGCACCAGGAACGUCAGGCCUCCCCGUCGCCUGUCACCACGGAGACGGCAACCGGCUCCGACAGCUGCAUGGAGGCAUCGCAGCAGCAGAAGCAGCAGCAGCAGCAGAGCUGGAACUGCUGGAACAACGAAGUGGUGAUGAGAGGCUACCAGGACAGCUCGUACAGCAACAACCAACACGUCAACAACGUCGUCUUCAAUGAGGAGAGGCGAGAGUGCCCACAGCAGCUCAGUGGCGCCCCCAGCUGUCCAAUGGACGCCCACCAACUGCGUGCUUACCACAACGGACCAAGCAACAGCAGAGCACACCUGGUGUGUCCCAUGAACACCUCCCCCUACGUGGACCCCAGCAAGCCCAGCCAGGAGAUCUGGGAGGAGUUUUCCAUGAGCUUCACCCCCGCCGUGCGGGAGGUGGUGGAGUUUGCCAAGAGGAUCCCGGGCUUUCGUGACCUUCCAGAGCAUGACCAAGUGGGCUUGCUGAAGGCAGGAACCUUCGAGGUGCUGAUGGUCAGGUUCGCCUCGCUCUUUAACAUGGCCGAACGCACGGUGACCUUCCUGAGUGGCAAGCACUACAGCCUGGACACGCUCAGGUCGCUCGGUGCUGGUGAGCUGCUCACCUCCAUGUGCGAGUUCAGCGAGAAGCUGAUGGCGCUGCGACUGGACCAGGAGGAGAUGAGCCUCUUCACAGCCGUGGUGCUCGUGUCCGCCGACCGCUCGGGCAUCCAGGACCUGAACGCCGUGGAGGCUCUGCAGGACAAACUGAUUCGGGCCCUGCGGAACCUGGUGAUGCAGAACCACGGCGAGGAGGCUGCCACCACCUUCACUAAGCUGCUGCUCAAACUCCCCGAGCUGCGUUCCCUCAACAACAUGCACUCUGAGGAGCUCCUCUCCUUCAAGGUGCACCCAUGACUUCCUAGGCCACGCUCACCCAGGCCAGGCUCCUCCCCUUCCUCCCAACAACCCACUCACCCACCUCUCUGCAUCUGACCAACCCUGUUGUGUGUUUAUUUUGCGGAAUGUAUUACAAGUUGUUUUGUACUCUAUUUUUGUGUGAAGCGGACCACGCGGGGUCCAGAGAGAAGAACAGUACUGUAUUUAUGGAGACAACAAGCUGACGUUGUUGCAAACAUGGAGGCACUUUUCUACUUUCAGCAGGAAGAAGAAACCCAACUUUGCUGUAUGCAAUGAUUGAAAGUAUCUGCAACGUUUUAGUUUCUUUUCAUUUCCUCCAGAAGCCAUUUAAUGUAAAAAAAAAAAAUGCGAGUGAAUGUGAGAUGCAAAACUUGCAUGUUUAUUUGCUCUUCGAGAGGCGUGCUAGCUAGCGAGAAAGCUAACGGCUAAUGUGACGAAUGUGCUGCUAAUGCAUGGCUAAACUUCUCUCCCCUCACCACGCACCAUCUUCCUGUGUGUGUAGUGUUGUACUCUUUACUUUCAUGUAUUGUUUUUUUUUUGUUUGUUUGUUUUUUUAGCCUUUGCGCCACCUCGCUCGCGCUCGCGCAACACUACAUUCGCACAAGUUCACCCAAAAUCCACCACCUGUGUCUGGGCGAGGUUGCACAGAGGCGAAGCAUAAUCAUCAGUAUAUUUUCAGUUUUCUAACUUUCCACUUUGUAUGAUUUUUUUUAUUUUAAUUGAACGUUGUGCUUUCUGCCAGGCACUGAACAUGAAACGUGUCAUCCAUGAUGUUUGUUGUACUUGGCAACACUGUCACAUGUAAAUAACUAUAUAUAUAAAUAUAUAUAUAUAAAUAUCUCUUGAACAUAGACAAAUAUGUAUAGAAUAAAUGAAUAAAUAUGGGAGAAGAA
This is a messenger RNA of Dunckerocampus dactyliophorus (ringed pipefish), 3398 nucleotides long. It is a transcript of the gene nr1d2a, whose product is annotated as nuclear receptor subfamily 1, group D, member 2a. The record is from RefSeq and is a predicted model, not a curated record. The coding region runs from base 808 to 2502 and encodes 564 amino acids. The transcript has 8 exons. Lineage: Eukaryota; Metazoa; Chordata; Actinopteri; Syngnathiformes; Syngnathidae. Gene Ontology annotation, biological process: negative regulation of transcription by RNA polymerase II; hormone-mediated signaling pathway; positive regulation of transcription by RNA polymerase II. Gene Ontology annotation, molecular function: nuclear receptor activity; zinc ion binding; RNA polymerase II cis-regulatory region sequence-specific DNA binding.